AUGGAUCUAAGCAAUAACAAGCGAUGUAAAUGCUGCCUGGAGGAGCGGAAUUUAAAGGACAUGUGGAAGGAGCAUUACAACGAGGGUCAGAAGGAAAUAUACGGGUUUAUGAUAAGGUAUUGUUUUGUGGUGGCUAGGUUCACGGAUCUAGUUAAAAAGAACGAACAUGAAGUUUUGAUGCACGAUGCACCCAAAACUUUAUAUGAAUGCAACGCCUGUAAUAGAACUGUGACAGCCAGCGUUCGUUACAACGCCACGUUCAGAUUCCAUCUUAUGUCGCGUCCGUUUAAACGCGGCGAGUGCGGUUCGGCGUUUUUUAAACGCGGCGAUUUGCAGAAGCACACGCUCAAACACACGGGCGAGAGGUUGUUCACUUGUGGCGUGUGCUUCAAGUCGUAUGGAAGGAUGAAUACGCUCCGCGAGCAUAUGCGGACACAUGCGGACGAUCGUAGAUUCGAAUGCGAAGUAUGCGGACAAAGGUUCGUCCAGAAAUGUAGCUGGAGGGGUCACAUGCGAGCCAAGCAUGGAGGGUUAUGA
This is a messenger RNA of Danaus plexippus (monarch butterfly), 537 nucleotides long. RefSeq names its product zinc finger protein 266-like. The record is from RefSeq and is a predicted model, not a curated record. NCBI's taxonomy places the organism in Eukaryota, Metazoa, Arthropoda, Insecta, Lepidoptera, Nymphalidae. Gene Ontology annotation, molecular function: DNA-binding transcription factor activity; RNA polymerase II cis-regulatory region sequence-specific DNA binding. Bases 1 to 537 code for a protein of 178 amino acids. Gene Ontology annotation, biological process: regulation of transcription by RNA polymerase II. The transcript is spliced from 2 exons.